AAUAAAUGCGGGCCUACAAUAUGGAUGCGCCCAUGAAAAUAAGGAUUAUUUUUGCAAAAUUGUCAAAAUGAGUACCAAUGUCGUGCAAUAUGUAGUUGUAAGACGUGAUGUGCUUAAAACACUGAAAUGGCCGGUGGGUGCAUUGAUUGCACAGGCCUGUCACGCAUGUACUGCAGUAAUGCACAAUUUUUAUAACCAUCCAGACACACAGAACUAUUUAAAAGAUCUGGAUAAUAUGCAUAAAGUUAUUUUAGAGGCCAAAGAUGAGGAGAGCUUAAGAUCCUUGUCAAGUGUCCUAACAGAAAACAGUAUAGACCAUAAACUAUGGAUUGAACAACCAGAAAAUAUAUCAACAUGUAUUGCAGUUAGACCUUACAACAAAGAAACAGUACAACAAUUCUUUAAAGAAUUUAAAUUAUUCAGAUAAAACUGUUCUGCUUA
This is a messenger RNA of Mytilus californianus (California mussel), 441 nucleotides long. Its product is annotated as putative peptidyl-tRNA hydrolase PTRHD1. The transcript is spliced from 2 exons. Bases 68 to 427 code for a protein of 119 amino acids. NCBI's taxonomy places the organism in Eukaryota, Metazoa, Mollusca, Bivalvia, Mytilida, Mytilidae. The record is from RefSeq and is a predicted model, not a curated record. Gene Ontology annotation, molecular function: peptidyl-tRNA hydrolase activity.